CAUCGAUUGAAAUGAUGUCUGCAUCAUCUCAGAUAGGCAUGCGGGACUCUAAGCCAUGAAUGGCAUUGGAAGAGGUUGCGAGUGGAGGUGGUGCAUUUGACACUAUGCAAGCAACUUGCAAAGGAAGACUAAAAUAAGAUUAUGUAUAAUCAAUUGUUUCGAGCCGGUGGACCAAAAUCAACUCCGUUGGAGUUUAGCAUAUGAUAACCAUAAUGUUGGACAUCGAUGGUCUAUCUUGACAUUCAACAUGUCAGAGAGCAUCAAUGGUGUUUUCAAAGUACACUUCCGGUUGCCGCUGCCGCGAGCUCGCCGUCCUCUCCCACGGCCCCAUCCUCCUUCGACGAUGACUUCCUCUUCGCCGGAAUUGUGGCUGGAGUUCGUCAUCCUUGCUCUCAGCUGUUACCGCUCGACAAGAAGAAGAUGAAAACCAUAUCUGAUUUGGUGGGCGGAAGGGACAAAGCUGCUAUUUGUGGAUCCGCGUGAGCAAGAUGAGGG
Linum tenue is the source of this 495-nucleotide messenger RNA. The record is from the annotation of a GenBank genome assembly. NCBI's taxonomy places the organism in Eukaryota, Viridiplantae, Streptophyta, Magnoliopsida, Malpighiales, Linaceae.